GUAGAUCUUAUAGUUCGUCUGGAUACCAAAUACCAAUCUUAAUUUCUGAAGAUGAAUUUGGGCUUACUAGAUUCCUUCGGUCAGUCGUAUCCAGAGGAUUUGGAACAUCGUUUAGAAUGUACGAGUCUUCCGUUAACUUGCACUUUCAACAAGAGGGGAACCCUUUUUGCUGUAGGUUGCAAUGAUGGUAGAAUAGUUAUAUGGGAUUUUUUAACCAAAGGUGUGGCAAAAACCAUUACUGCUCAUACAAGACCUGUUUGUUCUAUUUCUUGGUCAAGAGAUGGACAAUUAAUAAUAACAGCUUCUAUUGACAAUAGUGUUUGUGUUUUUGAUGUCUUAACUGGUGACAUGCUACAGAGCUAUAGGUUUCCAUCUCCAAUUCUGAAAGUUCAGUUUAAUUCGAGAAACAGAAACAGAGCUCUGCUUACACUUUUGAAACACGCAGCAAUAGUUCUCAAAUUAGAUGAAGAAAAGUCUUUCGACGCAGUUCCACUUAGUAGUGAUAAUGAUCUAAAUAUAGUUGCUUCUUUUGAUCGUAAAGGGCAACAUAUCUAUACAGGGAACUCAAAAGGAAAAGUUAUGGUUUUUAAGACUGAUAAUCUAAGUUUGGUUGCAUCGUUCAAAGUGUCUACAGGAUCUACCAGUGCAAUAGCAAUAAGAUCCAUUGAAUUCUCAAGGAGAGGAACUUGCUUCCUUUUGAACUGUUCCGACCGUAUAAUAAGAGUAUACGAAGCUGGCGAAAUAAUGGCCUGUGGUAAGGAUGGUGAGCCUGAACCUAUUCAGAAACUUCAAGAUCUUGUCAACAAAACAAUGUGGAAGAAAUGCUGUUUUUCUGGAGAUGGUGAAUUUAUUGCUGCAGGUUCAGCUAGACAGCAUGCUUUAUAUAUUUGGGAAAAAUCAGUUGGAAAUUUAGUCAAAAUUCUUCAAGGAAUGAAGGGAGAUGUUAUGCUUGACUUCGUCUGGCAUCCAGUUAGACCUGUUUUGUGUUCGAUAGCUAAUGGUAUUGUCUCUAUUUGGUCUCAAAAUCAGGUUGAAAAAUGGAGCGCCUACGCUCCAGACUUUAAAGAACUAGAGGAAAAUGUUGAGUACGAAGAGAGAGAAUCUGAGUUUGAUCUUAGUGAUGAAGACAAGGAAGGAGUUAAACCUAAAAUUGAAAAUUACGAGGAUGAAAAUGUCGAUGUUGUAACAGAAGAACCUAUUGAACAAUUUUUAAGUAGCGAUGAAGAACCGCAGUAUGAAGCUGCUGCUCUUCACUUUCUUCCGAUUUGUCCUGAUGUAGACGAUCCAGAGGAUUGGCCUGAGGGAGGAGAGCACUCAUCAACAAAAGAAAAUCAAGCUCUCGGGGAAAAACGUCAAAUUCUCCCUGAAAAAGAAAAUCCGCCUUCAAAAAAGAAAAAGAAAGAAAUUAAAAAUACUGAUAUAGAUCUUCCUAAUGCUCCCAUUGAUGAAUUGCAUCCGAUGUUAUGUCCAAAAAAGCCAAAUGAAAGUGGUAGAGUAGUGCAAAGAAAACCCGCAAAACCUGAAAAAGCUCGAAAGAAAGAAAGAAAAGAUAAAAGUAUUAUUCCUCUUUUCUCUUAA
Dimorphilus gyrociliatus is the source of this 1578-nucleotide messenger RNA. NCBI's taxonomy places the organism in Eukaryota, Metazoa, Annelida, Polychaeta, Dinophilidae. The record is from the annotation of a GenBank genome assembly.